AUGUCAUCGCAGCAGCAGGAAAUGAUUAAUGCAUGCACCUCGGGAGAUGUGCAAGCUUUGCAACAACUGUUCAAAGUAAAUAGCGUCGAAGACUCAGAACCAGUCUACACACCCUCCGCCGAUGGACCACCGCCUGCCAACUCCAUGCUUGCAGCCGCAAUCACAAACGGGCAGCUUGACGUGGUGUCUCUCAUCCUAAAAACCUACUCCAAAACUAAGGUCCAGUUCACCGGUGAAACAAUCGAAGCAUUAGUGCGCCAUCCGAACCUGGACAUUCUCCAAGCGGUUUACGAUUAUGAUCGCACCAUUGUCUCUUUCGAAUGGGACAACCAUACAGACACAUUCGUCACCAAGGCGUGCGAACAGCCACCGGAGAAGAUUACACCCCUGCUCCGUUUCCUAAUCGAGCAUGAUGCCGAUCUCGAGGCUGGCUACUUCCCCCGGACAUUGUGCAAUGCGAUCCUGGGCGGCCAGACACUUGGCGUGAUUGAGACCAUGAUAGAAAAGGGUGUUACUCUGUCGACGCAGGCGAUGCGGCAAGCGGUGGUAUGCGAACGAGUCGAUGUGAUCAAGUUCUUCGUGGACAGGGGUGUGGAUGGGGACGCUGAUGAUGCUGCGUAUCUUCGGAGCGAGGCUGAACAGACUGGGAACGCAGACGUGAUGGAUAUAGUGCAGCGAUGGACUAGUAAUGGGAAUUGGGUCAGUGACGACGGUAAGUCAAGCCGGGGACCUGGUGUGGCGCAGAAACUAAAACGUUUUUUCACAGGAAGAGACUGA
This is a messenger RNA of Boeremia exigua, 777 nucleotides long. RefSeq lists its product as uncharacterized. The record is from RefSeq and is a predicted model, not a curated record. The transcript has a single exon. Lineage: Eukaryota; Fungi; Ascomycota; Dothideomycetes; Pleosporales; Didymellaceae. The coding region runs from base 1 to 777 and encodes 258 amino acids.